This is a messenger RNA of Kockovaella imperatae, 2023 nucleotides long. RefSeq lists its product as hypothetical. The transcript is spliced from 3 exons. The record is from RefSeq and is a predicted model, not a curated record. Lineage: Eukaryota; Fungi; Basidiomycota; Tremellomycetes; Tremellales; Cuniculitremaceae. Bases 258 to 1943 code for a protein of 561 amino acids.
UCGUGUCGGAGACAUAGCGGAGACCCCCGAUCGGCAUACGGACUCGAACCGAAGCCGCUGUGGCAAUUGGAUCCUACUGUAUAGAUGGUAGGCAUCGAAGCGACUCCGUGGUACGAGUCAUUUGGACUGCCAAGUACCCGGUAGAUCCCUAUGUAUCCGUUACGGAGAGUUCAUCUAUAAAUGGGGGUUCGACUCCUAUAUGAAUAUAGCUGCAUCCAGCUCCUGCAGGUGUCGAAUCGGCUUGCAAUCCACUCGCCAUGCUGAACAAAUUAAUCGCAGUUGCCUCUUUAUCGCUCGUCGUCAAAUGUGCUAGCGUGCCUCGAAGUGACGCAGGGACUCAGAAAUAUGCUACUUGGCUCAACUUCGGAGAAGAUUUACUCGACGGACACGAUGGUCUGACUCCCCACCCGACCCAGCCAUUUCUGUACGGUCAACCGCUAUAUCCCAUAACGGUUGAUGGUAAUGGGCGGGAACAGUUUGAGGGUCAUCUGAGCUACUACGAAGGACGAUACUGGCUUCAUGCGGCGACUUGGGGAUGUGGAAAAGUGUGGGUCUACGCUGCCCCUCCCCCGAACUCGUCUUAUCCCAUCGUCACCCCUCAAGCACCUGGUGACUACGGGGAAGAUGGAAACUGCGGAGUCAAGACAUUCUCUUCGCCCGAUAUGACCAAUUGGACACUAGAAAACUUCUACCAGCCAGAGUCGGCCAAUGUGACCAAACCCCUUGUUCGGUACUCAGCAGCCACUGGACAAUAUGUCAUGUUCAUGGGAGGGCCUGCUACCUCGUUCUACGUCACUACUGGUCCAUCUCCGGCGGGGCCCUGGGCUGAUCCUCCCUCUCUCCUGCAAGGAGAACAUCUGAGCCACGAUUUUGAUAUCGCCCAAGAUGCGAAUGGGACCCAUUACAUCGUAUCGGACAUUUUUGAGGGCAUUGAUCUCACACCGACCGGUGUGCUCGCGGUGCCCGUCUGGCCGAUUUGGGUCCAGGAAUUGGCUCCAAAUUUGACAUCGACAGUGGGAACGAAUUCUACGGUGCAACUCGUACGCACAGCUGCUCAGCUACUCAACAACACGGACGGCGGCUCUCAGGGCCUUUCAUUGGAAGCUAUCGGGUUCUUCUACAAUGAGGAUUUCGACAUGUGGUACAUUAUCGCCGGGAAGACGUGUCAGAAUUGCGACGGCUACAUCUAUUAUCUGUACUCCAAGAAUGGUCCUUUUGGGCCCUACGAAGACGGUGGAUACAUCUCAGGUGACGGAUGUGGAGGGCAGAACAAAGGCGUAAUGCAGCUGCCAUCAGUCGGCGGUAGCAGCUUCUACGCCGGCAAUCUCCUGUAUCGAACCAGCGCGACGGAUCUCGUCUACAAUGCCUCUAUCUGGCACGCCGACAACAGCCAGGCAAUUGCGAGUGCGAACUACUAUCCUUUCAAAUACAGUUCAGACGGUCUACUUCUGCCAUUGGAAUGCGAGGCGAGCUUUCAAUUACCUCUGGCUCCGAACAUUACAGAAACUCCCAGCCCUCCAAAGCAGUACCAGCCUGAUUGUCGGAUCCGCAAUUGGCAAAAUAUCACCGUGACUUUUGAUCAUCCAAAGAACGUCACUGAGAUGGAGUUCCCCGUCUUCCAGAGAACAGACAACCUUGGUCCCACAUCAAACGCUGGGUAUAAAAUGGAUGGACCUCUUGAAGUUACUUUCAAUUUCGCGAACGGCUCUUCCUGGACUCAAGCAUGGUUGGCAAGCAAUAUCUCCUGGACACCUCAAAAGGUACAUGUUGAUUUAGACGGAGCCUCUGUGUCAUCCAUAGUCAUGGGCACCAACGCAACCAACGGUUGUUAUGGAACUCUUGUAGAGGAGAACGAGGGAGGAAGCACGUACUGCGGGAAGAAUCUGGUGACGGGGGUUGUGGACAGUACUCCCAAAGCUCAACUAUACGUCUACAAGUACUAGACUGGGAUCUUGCUGGCGACACACUCGGUAUCGUAUAAUCGAGUGAGGCAAUUUACGCUAUAAUGUAUGCAGGGGCGAGG